This is a messenger RNA of Lingula anatina, 934 nucleotides long. Its product is annotated as HEAT repeat-containing protein 3. The record is from RefSeq and is a predicted model, not a curated record. Gene Ontology annotation, biological process: ribosomal large subunit biogenesis; protein import into nucleus. Lineage: Eukaryota; Metazoa; Brachiopoda; Lingulata; Lingulida; Lingulidae.
CUUCCGGUGGCCACAUGCUUUCGGGGUUGAGCUUUGUAAAUAAUAAUUGAAAGUCGCGGUUGUUUAUGUUAGGUUAUGAGUUAUGGGAAAGUCUAAGAAUAAGAAAGGGAAGGGGACUAGGAACAACCCCACAGGUCUUCCAAGCGUCAAAGAUUUUAAUUUAGAACAAGAUGAGUUUGGAGAUAGUGACACAUACAACCACUCUGUGGCCAAUAUUGUUGAAAAGCUCCAGAGCCUAAAUGUAGAAGAGAAGAUAUGUGCUUGCAGCACUAUUUCUACCCUGGUCCGACAACCGAAGGCCAUUAGGAUGUUACUUCAGAAUAAUGUAGUUAAAGUGAUGGGGCCACUCAUAGUGGACAGUAGUCAACAAGUCAGGAAGACAGCACUAGGCGCACUCAGGAACAUGACUGUAGAUGGCAGCUUUGAUGUUUGUGACAAAAUGAUAGAAGCAGAUGUGUUGACUCCACUGUUUUCUCUCCUCGCCGAGUAUGGAGAGGAGUGGAGUCCCAGUGACAAGGACGAGAGACUAGAUAUUAUUGUUCAAGCCACUCAUUUACUGUGGAACUUAUGUGAGAGCAAUGAAAUAACCGUGAAGAGAUUUAACCAGGAAAACGUUUUGCCAAUAUUACUACAGUGUUUGCAGCCUCAGGUGCAUGGCUAUAAUCUGGCAUUGGUUGUAGCACAGUGUCUACAAACAGUCAGCGAGGACAAUCCAGAGAUCAUGUCAGCACUCAGCAAGGAGGCCACCAUGACCUUACUGAUGGAUCUUAUACAGAGGAAACAUGAGGAUAUGCAACAGAUGCUGCUCAGAGUGGUAGCGGCGGGUGACAGGAGUCCCAUAUACGUACUAACCCCAAUACUCCCACUAACCUGUACGAAUCACAUGGUACCCCCGACCUUCAUUCCUAGGGCUACUAUUCCUGUCACAAAAUGA